AGAAGGAUGGAUGCUGCAAUGCUGACCACCUUUGCUGAUGCCAACAUGCCUAAAAGUACCCGUUCCAAGCGGGAGCAGAUGCGCGAGACAAAGAGGCGUGCACGUGCAGCUGAGUCAGCCGAAGCACGAGCUGUACGUUUGGCAGGCAACGCUGCGCGCAUGGCUGACAUAAGGGCAAGGGAAACGCCGGAGAUGCGAUCGGCGCGUCUGGCCAGCGACGCAGCGCGUGCACGCAACAUAAGGAAGAGAAGAAAGGAUGCUGCAACUCUGACAGAGAAGCUAAAGGGCUUUGCUCGAGGGCUGGAUCCAGAAAGUAUUAUUGGUGCCAACGAUUCCACCGGAGAACUCAUGUUCCUCAUGAAAUGGAAAAAUUGUGACGAAGCUGACCUUGUGCCGGCGGAGGAGGCCAAAGUGAAAUGUCCGCAGAUGGUCAUCUCUUUCUAUGAACAGAGACUUGCUUGGCAUGCGUAUUUCACCGAAGACGAGAAAACAGAAGACAAAAACUAACACAGGACAAAAGGGACAGGGGGAAAGAAAGACUCUAGUGCUCGGUCAUCUUGCUGUGACAUUGUAUCAGUGAUGUGUUUAUUUCAUUAGUGUGCCUUGUUUUUACUUGGUUUACUGGUUUAACGGUGCUUUUGAGAGCCAAACUGUGUCCAUCUCAGCUGUUUCCGUAGGACUUAUUUGGUGUACGGCUACGAACCCUUUUCAGUGAUUCAUUUGGUCAUUGGUAAUCUUUUUAGUGUUUUUCAUUGUCACGUCUUGCUUUUCGGUUUUGGAGAUUAAAGCACUUUUUGUUACUCUGCUGUUUCAGCUGGUGUCACUUUAAAUAAAACAUGACCUUAAAA
Molecule: messenger RNA, 848 nt
Organism: Sebastes umbrosus (honeycomb rockfish)
Lineage: Eukaryota; Metazoa; Chordata; Actinopteri; Perciformes; Sebastidae
Product: chromobox protein homolog 1-like
Exons: 4
Coding region: 7-507 (166 amino acids)
Biological process (GO): negative regulation of transcription by RNA polymerase II; chromatin organization
Cellular component (GO): nucleus; pericentric heterochromatin
Molecular function (GO): chromatin binding
Source: RefSeq, a predicted model, not a curated record